AUGGGGGUGCGUCAGGGCCACGGGGUACUUAAGGUCAACGGGGUGCGUCAGGGCCACAAGAUGCGUCAGGGCCACGGAAUACCUCAGAGCCACUUGGUACCUCAGGGCCACAGGGUGCGUCAGGGCCACGGGGUGUGUCAGGGCCACGGGGUGCGUCAGGGCCACAAGGUACCUCAGGGCCACGGGGUACCUCAGGGCCACCGGGUGCGUCAGGGCCACGGGGUGCGUCAGGGCCACAAGGUACCUCAGGGCCACGGGGUACCUCAGGGCCACGGGGUGCGUCAGGGCCACGGGGUGCGUCAGGGCCACAAGGUACCUCAGCGCCACGGGGUACCUCAGGGCCACAGGGUACCUCAGGGCCACGGGGUGCGUCAGGGCCACAGGGUGCGUCAGGGCCACGGGGUGCGUCAGGGCCACGGGGUGCGUCAGGGCCACGGGGUGCGUCAGGGCCACGGGGUGCGUCAGGGCCACGGGGUGCGUCAGGGCCACGGGGUGCGUCAGGGCCACGGAAUACCUCAGGGCCACUUGCUACCUGAGGGCCACGGGGUACCUCAGGGCCACGGGGUGCGUCAGGGCCACGGGGUACCUCAGGGGCACGGGGUGCGCCAGGGCCACGGGGUACCUCAGGGCCACGGUGUACCUCAGGGCCACGGGGUACCUCAGGGCCACAGGGUGCGUCAGGGCCACGGGGUACCUCAGGGCCACGGGGUAUCUCAGAGCCACGGUGUGCGUCAGGGCCACGGGGUGCGUCAGGGUGCGUCAGGGCCACAGUGGGUGCGUCAGGGCCACGGGGUGCGUCAGGGCUACGUUGUGCGUCAGGGCCACGAGGUGCGUCAGGGCCACGAGGUGCGUCAGGGCCACGGGGUGCGUCAGGGCCACGAGGUGCGUCAGGGCCACGGGGUGCGUCAGGGCCACGGGGUGCGUCAGGGCCACGGGGUGCGUCAGGGCACAGGGUGCGUCAGGGCCACGGGGUGCGUCAGGGCCACGUGGUGCGUCAGGGCCACGGGGUGCGUCAGGGCUACGGGGUGCGUCAGGGCCACGAGGUGCGUCAGGGCCACGGGGUGCGUCAGGGCCACGGGGUACCUCAGGGCCACGGGGUGCGUCAGGGUCACGGGGUGCGUCAGGGCCACGGGGUGCGUCAAGGCCACGGGGUGUGUCAGGGCCACGGGGUACCUCAGGGCCACGAGGGCCACGGGGUGCGUCAGGGCCACGAGGUGCGUCAGGGCCACGAGGUGCGUGCCACAGGGUCAGGGCCACGGGGUACCUCAGGGCCACGGGGUACCUCACUGCCACGGAGUGCGUCAGGGCCACGGGGUGCGUCAGGGCCACGGGGUGCGUCAGGGCCACGGGGUGCGUCAGGGCCACGGGGUGCGUCAGGGCCACGGGGUGCGUCAGGGCCACGGGGUGCGUCAGGGCCACGGGGUGCGUCAGGGCCACAAGGUGCGUCAGGGCCACGAGGUGCGUCAGGGCCACGAGGUGCGUCAGGGCCACGAGGUGCGUCAGGGCCACGGGGUGCGUCAGGGCCACGGGGUGCGUCAGGGCCACGAGGUGCGUCAGGGCCACGAGGUGCGUCAGGGCCACGGGGUGCGUCAGGGCCACGGAGUGAGUCAGGGCCACGGGGUACCUCAGGGCCACGGGGUACCUCAGGGCCACGGGGUGCGUCAGGGCCACGCGGUACCUCAGGGCCACGGAAUACCUAAGGGCCACGGAAUACCUAAGGGCCACUUAGUACCUCAGGGCCACGGGGUACCUCGGGGCCACGGGGUGAGUCAGGGCCACAGGGUACCUCAGGGCCACAGGGUACCUCAGGGCCACGGGGUACCUCAGGGCCACGGGGUGCGUCAGGGCCACGGGGUGCGUCAGGGCCACGGGGUGCGUCAGGGCUACGGGGUGCGUCAGGGCCACGGGGUGCGUCAGGGCCACGGGGUGCGUCAGGGCCAUGGGGUACCUCAGGGCCAUGUACCUCAGCCACGGGGUACCUCAGGGCCACAAGGGGUACCUCAGGGGGUACCACCAUGGGGUGCGUCAGGGCCACGGGUGCGUCAGGGCCAUGGGGUACCUCACUGCCACGGGGUGCGUCAGGGCCACGGGGUGCGUCAGGGCAAUGGGGUACCUCAGGGCCAUGGGGUACCUCACUGCCACGGGGUACCUCAGGGCCACUUGGUACCUCAGGGCCACGGGGUACCUCAGGGCCACGGGGUACCUCAGGGCCACGGGGUGCGUCAGGGCCACGGGGUACCUCAGGGCCACGGGGUACCUCAGGGCCACGGGGUGCGUCAGGGCCACGGGGUACCUCAGGGCCACGGGGUGCGUCAGGGCCACCGGGUGCGUCAGCGCCACGGGGUACCUCAGGGCCACGGGGUGCGUCAGGGCCAUGGGGUACCUCACUGCCACGGGGUACCUCAGGGCCACAAGGUACCUCAGCGCCACGGGGUACCUCACUGCCACGGGGUACCUCAGGGCCACAAGGUACCUCAGCGCCACGGGGUACCUCAGGGCCAUGGGGUACCUCAGGGCCACGGGGUGCGACAGGGCCACCGGGUGCGUCAGGGCCAUGGGGUACCUCACUGCCACGGGGUACCUCAGGGCCACAGGGUACCUCAGGGCUACAGGGUGCGUCAGGGCCACUUGGUACCUGAGGGCCACGGGGUGCGUCAGGGCCACGGGGUACCUCAGGGCCACGGGGUGCGUCAGGGCCACCGGGUGCGUCAGGGCCAUGGGGUGCGUCAGGGCCACGGGAUACCUCAGGGCCACGGGGUACCUCAGGGCUACAGGGUGCGUAAGGGCCACGGGGUGCGUCAGGGCCAUUUGGUACCUGAGGGCCACGGGGUACCUCAGGGCCACGGGGUGCGUCAGGGCCAUUAG
This is a messenger RNA of Procambarus clarkii (red swamp crayfish), 2865 nucleotides long. NCBI's taxonomy places the organism in Eukaryota, Metazoa, Arthropoda, Malacostraca, Decapoda, Cambaridae. The record is from RefSeq and is a predicted model, not a curated record.